AUGUCCUUCCGCAGUAUUGUUCGCGACGUGAGGGACAGUAUUGGAAGCUUAUCAAGGCGGAGUUUUGACUUAAGGCUUCCUGGUGGUAGCAAGUCGAAUGGUUCGGUCCAUGAGGUGCAUGAACGCCCCACUGUCAUACAGAACAGCCGGUGGGCUAGCCUUCCGCCUGAGCUUCUUCGUGAUGUUAUUAGAAGAUUGGAAGAAAGUGAGACAACAUGGCCUGCUCGGAAGCAUGUGGUUGCAUGUGCCGCUGUGUGCAAGUCCUGGAGAGAAAUGUGCAAAGAAAUUGUUACCAGUCCUGAGUUCUGUGGGAAGAUUACUUUCCCGGUCUCCCUGAAGCAGCCUGGUUCGAGGGAUGGAACAAUCCAGUGUUUCAUCAAGAGAGACAAAUCUAAUCUGACUUACCACCUAUUUCUUUGUCUGAUUAGUCCUGCACUGCUAGUUGAAAAUGGAAAGUUUCUUCUUUCUGCGAAACGGACCAGAAGAACUACCUGCACAGAGUAUAUUAUAUCAAUGGAUGCAGACAACAUAUCAAGAUCCAGUAGCACAUACAUUGGGAAACUGAGGUCCAAUUUUCUUGGCACCAAGUUUAUAAUUUAUGAUACACAGCCUCCCUACAACAAUUCUCAGCUGUCUCCUCCAGGUCGAAGCCGAAGGUUUAAUUCCAAAAAGGUUUCUCCAAAGGUCCCUAGUGGCAGCUAUAAUAUUGCCCAGAUCACCUAUGAGUUGAAUGUCCUUGGUACUAGGGGCCCACGUAGGAUGAACUGCACCAUGCAGUCAAUCCCUAUAUCCGCCCUUGAGCCUGGUGGCACUGUGCCCGGCCAGCCGGAGCUCCUUCCCCGCCCCCUUGAAGAUUCUUUCCGGAGCAUAUCCCUUGGUAGAUCAGUUUACAACUCAACUGAGUUUAGCAGUUCUAGGUUCUCAGACAUAGUCGUGGCAGGCAAUGAAGAGGAGCACGAAAAGGACAGGCCUCUGGUCCUUAAAAACAAAGCUCCAAGAUGGCAUGAGCAGCUGCAGUGUUGGUGCCUCAACUUUAGGGGAAGGGUGACUGUUGCAUCUGUCAAGAAUUUCCAGCUCAUAGCUGCAACGCAGCCGCCUGCUGCUGCUGCUCCUCCGCCGCAGCCAGCUCAGUCUGAUCAUGACAAGAUUAUUCUUCAGUUUGGCAAGGUUGGCAAGGACAUCUUUACUAUGGACUAUAGAUAUCCCCUCUCUGCAUUCCAGGCUUUUGCCAUUUGCUUGACUAGCUUUGACACAAAACUGGCUUGUGAAUAG
Sphenostylis stenocarpa is the source of this 1272-nucleotide messenger RNA. Lineage: Eukaryota; Viridiplantae; Streptophyta; Magnoliopsida; Fabales; Fabaceae. The record is from the annotation of a GenBank genome assembly.